Messenger RNA from Xiphophorus hellerii (green swordtail), 2585 nucleotides. It is a transcript of the gene tnnc1a, whose product is annotated as troponin C type 1a (slow). Bases 1544 to 2029 code for a protein of 161 amino acids. Gene Ontology annotation, cellular component: myosin II complex. The transcript has 6 exons. Gene Ontology annotation, molecular function: calcium ion binding. Lineage: Eukaryota; Metazoa; Chordata; Actinopteri; Cyprinodontiformes; Poeciliidae. The record is from RefSeq and is a predicted model, not a curated record.
CCAUUAGCAUCCCAUUAUGAACCAGCAUGAUCACUCGUCACUUAAAAUGCCUGCCACAGCAUGCACUAUGUGUGUGUGUGUGUGAAAGCUUUUUUUUUCCCUUUAAAGCACGUGUGUGAACGUGAAAAAGAAUCACAGUCAAGUGAUUGAGAUGGCCUUGUUUCAGAAGAAGAAGUUUAGAAAAAAAACCGGUAGCAGAGCCUUGCAGUGAAUGCAAUUUCAUUUAAAUGUCUCUGCAAGUGUUUGGUUUGUUUGACCCAGAUUUCUCACCUACCCCGCAAUUGAUAAAUUGGAUAUCCGGAGGCAGCCUUGUGCAGCUAUUCAAUGUAGUUUCUAUGUAGCGAGCAGCGCCCUCUGCUGAGUAUACCCGUGUUGCACAUGAUUUGUUUUCGAAUCUACAGCCAUGUGAAAAAUAUAACAGCCUGUUUUCCUAACAUAUGGGGGCAUAUGGGUUCUAAUGAUUCAUUUUAAAAACUGAUGAAAAAUUUAGGUAAAAUAAUCAAGCAAGUAAGACUAAAAAAUAUACAACUUUCUGGCGAGGAAUAAAUUAGGAAUACUCCCACAUUUAGUUCCACAAACGUAAAAUAGCUAAAAUCACAUCAGGACCACAAGAUUAUAACAGUGGUCUUCAAAGGAGGUUUGCCUUUUUGAACCUGAGACAUUUAGUUUGCUGUGCUCCUGACUGUUUGAAUUGAGAGAAGGAUGGAGAGAAGGAUGUUAGAGCUGUCUGGGAAAAAAACCUCAAAUUAAAUGUGAAGCAUGGAGGGGGAAAUCUCAUGGCUGGGGAAUGCCUUAUAUAUCUAAACAGCUCAACAUCAUUUUCCCCAUGGAUUGCGCCAUCUAUCGAAGGGUGCUUGCUGAACAUGUGAGAUCAUCUGUCAAAAUAAAAAAAGCUAUUGCAGUCUGUAGUGAGAAACCAGGUAAAUAGCCUUCAACAGUGCUUUGCGCAUGUAGCUUUGAUCUCAAUAUGUUGCAGUGGUAAAACUUGAUUCAAAAGUGCUUACCAAUAGAUCUUCCUGCUUUAUUUAUUUUGUCAUGAUCAUGAAAUUGUAGGUUCUUUGAAGGCCAGUAUUGCUACCAUUAUUUCGGUGUGACUCCACAGAGCUCUGCUUGUCUCCUGUCACGGUCUGAAAACUUCUGCCUGCACCCACAGUCACAAAUUCUUUCGAACUCACUCAGGUCUGGAGGAAUGUUGAGUGUCUCUAGCCCUUCUCCCUGGAGAUUAGAGCUCCCCAUGCAUGGCCUCUCUCCUCUCCUCAUACUCAUUCCAUAGUGUGCCCCCUAAGAGCUGCUGCAUUUUUAUCUGAGCCCGGUGAUUGUGACAGAUUGGGCCAAUGAUGCACGCACACACACACAUUUGAGUACACACAUGUUCGAGGCUCUAUCAGAGGGGAGGUUGCUUUGCCAAGGGAGGGACAGACAGUGCCAGGCUUGGGGUAUAAAACCCUCCCAGGAUGAGACCGGAGUCCUCCCCUAAGCUGGACUCUUUCUCAGUCCUUUGUGCCAGGACACUGUCAGGACCGGCAACAGACGAGCCGCCAGCAUGAAUGACAUCUACAAAGCAGCGGUUGAACAGCUGACAGAUGAACAGAAAAAUGAGUUCAAGGCCGCCUUCGACAUCUUUGUGCAAGACGCAGAGGAUGGCUGCAUCAGCACCAAGGAGCUGGGAAAGGUUAUGAGGAUGCUCGGUCAGAACCCCACGCCAGAGGAGCUGCAGGAGAUGAUAGACGAGGUGGAUGAAGAUGGGAGCGGCACAGUGGACUUUGAUGAGUUCCUGGUCAUGAUGGUGAGAUGCAUGAAGGACGACAGCAAAGGGAAGACAGAAGAAGAGCUUGCUGAGCUCUUCAGGAUGUUUGACAAAAAUGCAGAUGGUUACAUCGACCUGGAUGAGCUGAAAAUGAUGCUGGAAUCCACAGGAGAAGUGAUCACUGAGGAUGAUAUUGAAGAGCUGAUGAAAGACGGGGACAAGAACAAUGAUGGCAAAAUUGACUAUGAUGAAUUCUUGGAGUUCAUGAAAGGAGUGGAGUAACCCUGAGCUGGAGAGGAUAAAAGUUAUUUUGAGUGUCAUUGUGACUCCACAGUCAUCUGUGGAAAACUGGAUUUGGCUGCAGUUGAUGGAAAACAAUGGGUCAGCAAUGCAAACACUGUAUCUGAUUUUUUCGUCUUUUGUAUUUUCUAUCAUAUCUUCCAUUGUUGAAGACACAAUUUUUGACUUUCAGUACAUUGAAUCUGUGUAAACGUGUCUAGAUCACUUAAAAUGUUUGUUGAGACCAAAUAUUAUUUCCCCCAUAUAGCUGAUUUAUGUUGGGUUUUUGUAUUAUGCUUCUAGGUAAAUAUAAUUUUUCAAAGGUUGCAGUCCAGUUCCCAAAAUAAUGUUGAAGAUGUAAAUAAACGCAAAGUAAACUCUUGUUGGAAUAAUCAUUUUAUCCAUAAAAUGCGCCGGAUCCAGUGAGUGUGCAUGCCAUGAUGUACAGUUUCUCUGUGUCUAAAGUCCCAUCAGGAUAUUUCAUUCUGUCCAGGUAUGACUGUCUGUUGCACUUGUAAGGUGCACUCAUGUAAUAAACAAAAUCCGACCAACAAUAAGA